Lactuca sativa (garden lettuce) is the source of this 357-nucleotide messenger RNA. RefSeq names its product secreted RxLR effector protein 161-like. The record is from RefSeq and is a predicted model, not a curated record. Lineage: Eukaryota; Viridiplantae; Streptophyta; Magnoliopsida; Asterales; Asteraceae.
AUGCAGAAGAUUCCUUAUGCAUCAGUUGUUGGGAGUCUUAUGUAUGCUCAAGUGUGUACACGUCCUGACAUAUCUUUCAUUGUAGGGAUGUUAGGAAGAUAUCUAAGCAACCCAGGUAGGGACCAUUGGAAAGCAGCCAAACGGGUUUUGAGAUAUCUACAAAGAACAAAAGACUACAUGCUCACAUAUAGGAAAUUAGAUGUUUUGGAGAUCAUUGGGUAUUCUGAUUCUGAUUUUGCUGGAUGCCAAGACAGUUAUCGAUCCACAUCAGGCUACAUUUACCUAUUAGCAGGAGGAGCUAUUUCAUGGAAGAGUGCUAAACAAACUUUAGUAACUUCUUCCACCAUGGCGGCAUAA